Molecule: messenger RNA, 6896 nt
Organism: Gadus macrocephalus (Pacific cod)
Lineage: Eukaryota; Metazoa; Chordata; Actinopteri; Gadiformes; Gadidae
Gene: fam110b
Product: family with sequence similarity 110 member B
Exons: 5
Coding region: 1522-2961 (479 amino acids)
Source: RefSeq, a predicted model, not a curated record
GACAGCUCUGAUUGUCGUGUGGUCUGCGAGUGAGUGGACACGCACACUCACAUACACUCUACUAUAAUCUGGCGCGGGGAGGGAUUUAGGAGGUAUAUCGGUGAUUACAGUUGAAACAGCCAAUGGGAAGAAACAACCGGCCCAUUCCAAUGAAUGACUCGGAUAUCUGGAUUUAAAUGUUUAUAUUCAAACAUACCAGAGCCCACUCACCCUUUUUGCAAUCCUUCUUUAAUCACAUGAUGGACAGACCGUGCCGACUGCUGGCCAUCCCAUGAUGGCCAGCAGUCAGUUCGAUUGCAUUCCGUCUUGAUUGGUAAGGCCUUGGAAUAUCCUGAGACUUCAGUUAAAACUUGUAUUGCUUGAAUUAUCUGAUCCAUAUAUUCACCACUUGGAUAUUAGAAAUGUAUAUUGAUUUAAACCAAUUUUGAAUAUCUGCAACUUAUAAAUAUAUUAAAAGGUGCCAUUGGAAAAUAUAUAUUUUAAUUCAUGUUUUGACACGGUAGGCCUACAACUUCAAAUGCCAUAUUUUAAUUUCAGAGGUAAAUUCAAUAACCAAUAAAUCCAGAUCAACCUGGUUCAUUUAAAAGGUAUAAUAUUUAAAUUUCAAGGGGUUAACAUUCCCAUAUACAGAGUUCAUUAGUUUUUAAAAUUAAAAAAAAUUAGAGCAAUAAUUUGCUUCUAUACCAAAGCUGAUUGGUACGACGUGACGAUUUCGCCUGUAUUCAGCCCAUCUGUGCGGGGAAUGAAACACUGGCCCUUUCAGACCGAACUAACCCUUUAAGACAGAACGGACCCCUGCAUUGACCGUCGUAGGGAAUCACUCACUGGUUUACAUUUGGGAUAUUUAGCAGACGCUUUUAUCCAAUGCGACUUACAAUAAGUACAUUUGUCAUAAGAAGUGAAACAAUAUCGCUGUCGCCUGUCGAGCGGCUUUACCGUUAACUGGUCUGGAGUAAGAUGAUCAGGGCCGAGAAGAUACCGCAGCAUCCUCCUUUGUUUUCAAUUCCAGGGUACCAAGGUUGUUUGGCCAACUGAGGGGAUGGCGGUGACCUAACAUUCAUCACUCUGACCACGCUUCUCAUCUUCUUUCAUGUUUCCCCCACUUGCAUGUAAUUAUUUAAGCUAUCGCUUUCCGGCUUUCUCAAGUUUUUACUACUCAUGCAUGCCCCCCCUUUCUGUUGUUCUUGGGGAGAGUAAAUUCAUAAAAGCUGUGGAUUUUUGGCAAGUGUUUUUGGUGUCAGAGUUGAGGUUUAUUACCCAGACACAGCCAACCUGAGGCCAGGUGUAGAGCCAGCGAUAGGGACCACCCCCGGGGAUUGCCGCCAUGCAGAGCCCAGCAGGGGUUUGUUACCUUUAGGCCCCCCUCCAUCUCUCGCCAUCUCUCCCCUUCACUGUUCUCCCCCACAACACCCCGCCCACCUUGUGUCUUGAUGUUGGGCGGGUCCCCUGGUACCCUCACCCUCUGUUGGCCCCCCCGCACCUGCUGCCACUACGGCCACCUCCCGCAGCCACGUUGUCGCCAUGCAGACGGAGGCGCUGGCUCCAGCCCUGGCAGAUAGCAAGGCCCCCGGGCCGCCCGCGCCCUUCAGCUCCGCGGUGCCCCUCCGGAUCCUCAACAAAGGCCCUGACUACUUCCGGAGACAGGUCGAGCCGAACCCAAAGCGCCUGAGUGCAGUGGAGAGACUGGAAGCUGACAAGGCUAAGUAUGUGAAGAGUCAUGAAGUCAUCAAUGCCAAGCAGGAGCCAAUCAAACCGCCCAUUCUGGCCAAGCCCCUCAUUUGCCCCGCCCAGCUUGGCAAAAGAGGCUCUGUGGGAGGAGUUGGGAAUGGAGGCGGGAUGACAUUCAAAGCCUCUAAUAACAACGCCAAGGCGGACUCCUGUGCCACUUCUAGCGGGGAAAUCUGCAAGCGGGAGAACCUGAACCUGGAGAUGCUGAAGAACCUCCUGAACUCCUCCUCCUCCCCGGGGGCCGGAUCUGAGGGUCCAGGGGGAGGGGCCAAAAGUGCUGUGAUGCUGAGGUCAUCAGGAGGAGGGGCCAGGAGCUGUAAUCCAUCCAGGAUGCCAUUGACAUACCGGUCCACCAUGACCCUCAAUGAGCAUCCACUGGAAACAGUGCCCAGCCCCAGCACCUCUCACUCCCUCCGCUCCUUCUCCCACUCCCUUAAAGUCCCUCCAGGCCAUAGCAGUGGGCGUCGCAGCCCUCAGCAGGGAGGGAACCUCAACCUCAGCAGACAGGUUCUGGACGAGAGAGGCAUAGGAGGAGGACGGCGCUCCGAGCGCUCCCACUCUCCGCUGCCUCCCCUGCUGACCUCCCACUCGUCCUCGGACCUCCUGCGGCUGUGCAACGGCAAGCCGCUCCGCACCGCCCGCUCCGGCAGCUCCUCCGCACCUCCCCUUCCCCCCAAGCCCCACCCCGCCUCGCUGCCGCCUCCUGCGUUGUCUCUUUCUCUGCCCUCCUACCGGCAGAGCCAGUCCCCCGCCCCCUGUGACGCGGCGACACCCCCUCUGUCCCUGACUUGCGAGCGAGGCGACCCCUCCAACGCGUCCAGCGACCCAAACCUGGAGCUGGGCUGCUCAGUGGCCCGCCGCCCGACGCUGCACCGCUCCAAGUCGGACCUGUCGGACCGCUAUGCCCGGGCCGGCGCCGACGUGGAGCGCUUCUUCAACUACUGCGGGCUGGACCCCGAGGAGCUGGAGGCCGGCGGGCCGGAGAGCUUCACCAGGGCCAACUCCGACAUCGUCAGCCUCAACUUCCGCUCGGCCUCCAUGAUCUCGUCGGACUGCGAGCGGCGGUCAUCCCACGAGGGGCUGUCGGACGCAGAGGAGGGCGAGGCGGAGGAGGAGGAGGCGGGGGAGCGAGUGCCUUACGGGAUCUCGGCUGUGGAGCGCAACGCCAGGGUCAUCAAGUGGCUUUACAGCAUCAAACAGGCACGAGAGACGCAGAAGGUCUCUCAUGUCUGAGAAGGGGAACACGAAGCAGACUGUUUUCUUUGUGUCUGAAGAACAAGUCAUGGGAGGAGAGUCAGAGACCUGGGAGUGGCCGCCAGUUGAAUUGAGGCUAAUGGUAACAUUGAGAAAUGUGCAUCAAAGCAGGUGGUCCAUGUUCUUUGUGUGGAUGUGAAUAAAAGCAUCUGUGCAGACAGUACAUGUACAGACAGACAGCAUAUAUAGAGCUCGACAGACCACAGUACUACCAAACCAUGAAAUAAAAGAGGAAGCAUGAGAAGUAGAUAUAAACUAGCAGAAUGACAGCUUGGUUACAUACACAGAUCCACUAAAGAACGCACUCAUUUGUAUUACAAUGGACGUUUCUUGAUGGACACAAAAUCUGCCGUGCACAAAGGCAGUUGGGUUGUUCCUUUGAAUAAAUCUCUGAUUCCUGUUGCUUAACCAAUGCUGAUAGACUACGGGGCAGUCACUUGGUCACCAAACAGAGGGAUUAUUUAGCUGAGAACAUUCUUCCAACCAUCGAUUACCCUGAGAAGAAAAUAACACUCUUCACAUCUAUUCAAAGUUAUGACGGACUUCAAUCUGUAUAACUUGCUGAAUUAUCUGAGUAGUGUUGCAACACUUGAGCGACCCUGCUAAUGAACACUUGUUAGACUUGACGAUCACAAUUCCAUCAGACAACUCCAAUUUGACAGGCAGGUGGCGGUGGUGUGCUAGUAGAAUUUUGCAGAAUAAUCACAUUGCUGUAUGUGUUAGGGUUGCCAAAAUUACAUAACCAACUCUGUACGAGGCAACAAGUUUGCCUUUCAUUAUCCAGUUCACUUUUAACGAAAAGGCCCACUUGAAACAAUGACAUAAAUCCAAAAUCAAUGUUCACUAUUUAGAGAUAUAGGCCAAAAGUAAUGUAGCAACAAGGAAAGUAGAUUUUGAAAUUACGUUUUGGGGGAUUAUUUUGGUGUGUUGCAUUCAGAUUUCUCUAUUUAUCCAAGGGGAAAAUAUUGAUUUGGGAACAGUUAGUCCCAAUGCUAAUGAUAAUAGUGGAUCAUUGAUCACGAUAUGCGAAAGGUAAAGGUUAGCCCCUUUAUGCAUGUUGUCAAGGAUGGCAAUGAGGCUACUUGGGGUAAGACUCAAAUGUCCUUUUUGAAUUUUCAAGUCAACAUUACUUACAAUAUGGGCCAGAAUGAGUCUUCCCUCCCUAUGUUUCCCUUUAAAAAAUUUGGAAACAAGCAGCAUGACAGAGUGUUUAUCUUUCAGAAGGCAGAGAUAGUAGAAAAGACUUCUGUAAUUUGGGGAAACAUCAAAAUGUUGGACUGGAAUCAUUUGGCUACAGGUGUGUUAUAAUGCACAAUUUAUUAACAAUUUAUAAUUUCACGCACUUUCAAGCUUAAUUCUGAACUAGUUUACUUUCAUUAUGCUGCGUUAAACUAUAGCUUGCCUUGUUCCUCCUGACAUUAUUUCUUGUGUUGUAUUCUUAAGAGCCUGAUAAAAUUAGUUUUAUUAUUUUCCUAUGAUUAUGUGUCUGCCAUUGUGCAUACAUUUCACAUGACUGACAAAUAAUGUUUGAAAUACAAAAAAAGGCCUAGAAUUUAGGUCGUCGUAUCACAUUGGUUAAUUUAGAAACAUAAAAGUUAAUAAUUUGGAAUGAAAAAUGCCACAUUGUCCAAAAUGAUGGAUCCUAGAUCCUAGAGACCAUAUUGUGUUCAUUUAUAUUAAUUAUGAGUAACAGGUGAGAGAUCACAAGAAUGGCUGAGAUGGGGGCAGAUUGGCAAGAGAAUUACCGUAUCAUUAACGUCAAAGGUCAACCUUGUGGCAAACAUUAAAGGCAUAGCUAGAAAUAUGUUUCUUGCAGCUGGUAUAACAACUGCAGUGCAUUUCUCCCCAACCACAUAUGCCUCAUUAUUUGAGCUACAGUGCUGAGCUGUUCCAGAGCCAUGCAUUCAAUGGCUCCCCAAUGCACCACCAUUCUUAUGGAUCAGGGCUGUUAAUGUGUUUGUUAUGUAGGUUAAACAUGUUUUGCUUUUUAGGAAAUUAUUGAAUACAAACCUGUACAUACUCAUUACAUUUGGAAAAAGCUACCUCCACACUUUUAUCUCUAAGUUAGUCUCUGAGACACAUACACCACCACAGUACCAGCAGUAAACCCCAGCAUCUCUUGUCAUGAUGAAUGCCCUGAGCUUUUCUAAACCAGCUACAGUUUCAACAUUGCAUAAAGUACAAACCUUGACACUUUUUUGUGGAUGUCACUUUGGUGGCAACAUAUCAGAAGGGCCAAAAGCCAUAUGUAGUUGCGAUGUCUCCCCUGUCCUUAGUUCUAAUAAACUCACAGCUCUUGAAUCAACUACAAUAAAUAUGUGAUGGAAGUCGAUAACACACAUCCCUACACACUGAAACCUCUACAGGGCUGUGGGAGCCUGCUGCUGUCUAUGGUGCCCAUGUUCUCCCUGUGGUCCUCGCUAUUGCCUCAAUUUGACUUAUCAUCUAUAUCACCUGUCGUCUCAGUAAUGUUUAAGCAUUGACCAGGUUUGUGUGAUCAUAGAGUACACAGGUAACAAUGACUUUAGCCCCAGUCUAGCCCUGCAAAACAAGUAACAGCUUAGUUAUCACCCAAUUCACCAAGCAUUCUGUAUGACAAAACUAGGCUGGAAUUUAGCAGUGUCCAACCAGAAACCUCCCUGCUGGGUUGGAUAUCAAUGUGUGAACGUUUUAACUUUCAUAUUUCAGAGGAAGAUGGUAAUAUGUGUGCAUUUUAAACAAGAAGGCAACAAAUGUCAACAAGGUCUGGUAACAUUCUGAAGUAUUGUGCGGGUUAAACCUUGCAGCAGACCAGGGUUAGAUCUCCUCCAGGGUUAGCCUAGCGAGCUUAGGCAUCCGUUACCCUUGUCAAUAUAAUGAACUAAUCUAUCUGAUCAGGAUAUCCAAAUCAGAUUCUGCCCAAGCUGUGAUCUAAUUGGAGUUUAUAGUAUUGUGAUAGAAAUUCAGGCCUAAUGUGGAAAUAUAACUACAAUAGCUACAUGAUUUAAACUAUGACCCGUGCACACAAGUUUUGUGUCAAUUCCAGGUGCUGAUGGCAGGUCUGUCACCAAGUGUAUCUAGGCCCUAAGCGGAGUGUGAAGUUCAAGACUAUCUUGUAGAAACCAGUCCACCAGGGCCAAUGAAUUUCCCCCACGCAUUAAAUUGUGACGAUGACAGCAGUGUUGAGCUACAAGAGCUACAUGAGACCACAAGACAAGGGGAAAGGUCAUGACACGGUUUGAAAUAUUCAGAGUGCACAUCUCAAUGACGAUUGAUAACUGAUUAGGACCAAGAGUUGAGUAUUGUGAUCAGCACAGCAGUCUGAAUGAAUGUGGAUUGUUGUUAUGGAUUCUCCAGGUAUGCAGGAAUUGAUGGUACCGGUUGUCUAGAUAGAACAACGUCCAACUGAGGUGAGCUCUGAUUCCCUCUAGUGUGCUUUGCAGCGUGUUGGUCAGCACUAACACACUAUAUAAUUCCCUUAAGCAAACACACUUGGAAAGGGACUCCUGUCUGUCUUUAAUGCUUAUCUUGUACCAAGGCUCUGGCCCAGUCCCUCUAGGGCACCAAUGUCUCACUCUGUUGUGAUUCUAAUGACAAUUGUCAAUCCAUCACCUUGCGUUUGGUUCAAUCUUGUCAUCGAUGUGUUUGUUUUUUUACAGAUGCAUUUCUUCUGUGGUACUUGCUUUGUUUUUUAACGUGUAAAUGCUGUAAGAAAAAAAAGAGUAUGAUUUCUGACUUUUGUUAUUGCUUUUUUGUCUUGAGGUUUGUGUAAUGAAAGAGUAUCAACAAGUGAAUACAUGGGGUCCUCGUCUUUGUUACGUAGCUGUCAAAUCAGACACAGUCCUUCUGAAGAUAUUCCUGAUUGUUUCUCACCUUGGAAUCACUUUACAUUUGCUUUAAUCAAAUAAAAGUGUGUCUAUGUUUAGUUCCUUAAA